GACUGCAGAGCGGCUGCAGACAGACAGACAGGUGGACAGACAGACAGACAGGUGUGAUGAUGCUGGUAUUGGUGGUUCUGUUCGGCGUCUGGCUGAACUCGGCCUCAGCUGCAAAGCUGGGCGUGGUGCAGACGGAGGGGGGGCAGGUGGAGGGGAAGAGUCACAGGAUGGGGCUGUUCAGGACCGUUGACAUCUUUAAAGGAAUCCCCUUCGCUGACGUCCCCGGAAAGUGGGAGAAACCAAAACCUCAUCCUGGAUGGAGCGGUAACUACGGCCUGUGGGAUCAGCAUGCUGCCAUCUCCUGGGUCCGCAGGAACAUCGAGGCGUUCGGAGGAAACCCAGACAACAUCACCAUCUUCGGCCAAUCAGCCGGAGCCGCCAGCGUCAGCUUCCAGAUGCUGUCUCCCUACAGUAAGGGCUUGUUCCGCAGGGCGAUCUCGCAGUGUGGUGUGGCCCUCAGUCCCUGGGCUCUGCAGAACAACCCGAUGGCUCUCACCAAGAAGGUUGCUCGGAAAGUCGGCUGCUGGAGAACCAACAUAGACGAGAUGAUAACGUGUCUGAAGAUGAGCGACCCGGUCGGUCUCACCAUGGCUGGAAAAAUCGACAUUCUGCUUAUUCUCGGAAAAGGUGUGGUCAUGGAUCUCCUUGAAUUCUCUCCGGUGGUCGAUGGGGAUUUUAUCCCUGAUGAGCCCAGUAAGUUGUUUCACAAUGCGGCUCAGUUUGAUUACCUGGCUGGAGUGAACAGCAUGGAUGGACAUAUCUUCGCUGGAGUCGAUGUUCCUAAUAUCAACAAAAAAAAUGCAACCACUGUGGCGCAGGUGAGGGGUCUGCUGGCUGGUCUGACGAAGGAGAAGGGGAAUGCUGCCAUCGACUCGGCCUACAGCGCCUACACAUCUCACUGGGGUUCGGCUCCUGAGCAGGCAGUGGUAAAGAAGACGGUGGCCGACAUUGAGACCGACUUCCUGUUCCUGGUUCCCACUCAGAUUGCCCUCCAGCUCCAUGCCAACAACUCUAGUGGAGCCCGUACCUACUCCUACCUGUUCAACAUGAAGACUCGUAUCCCAGGAUUCCCUCGCUGGGUGGAGGCGGAGCACGCUGAGGACCUGCAAUAUGUGUUCGGUAAACCCUUCGCUACCCCGCUGGUCUACUUCCCCCGACACAGAGACCUGUCCAGGUAUAUGAUCGCAUACUGGACCAACUUCGCCAAGACCGGUGAUCCCAGUACAGGCGACAGCAGAGUCCCAGUUCCCUGGCCUGCCUUCACCAAAUACCGACAUCCCUACCUGACUAUUAACCACAAGAUCACCAAGUCCUCCGUCAGCUACGACCUUAGAUCAGACUAUGUAACUUACUGGACCAAAACCUACAGCAGCCUGCCGACAAUCAAGAGGGAAGAAGAGGAGGAAUAAGAUGGAGUGAUGAAGAGGGAGGGGAGGAAAACUGAUCCAACAGUCUAAUUGAACCUGUUGAGAAGCUCCGUUCACACUGCUGCUGCUUUUUAUUCUGAACAUUUCGUCCCCUCAGUAGUAAUUUCAUAUAAUAAUGAUAUAUUCAAACAUGUAAGCUGCAUUAUUAACAGCAGUAAGAGAACAGAUUAUAAGACAUAAAGAAAUAAAACAUCAGUGAGGAAUUAAUGAAUGUAUUAGCAUUAAUCUGACCUGUUGUGUAAUAAAGGAAA
Messenger RNA from Morone saxatilis (striped sea-bass), 1678 nucleotides. Its product is annotated as bile salt-activated lipase-like. Gene Ontology annotation, biological process: postsynaptic membrane assembly; neuron cell-cell adhesion; modulation of chemical synaptic transmission. Gene Ontology annotation, molecular function: sterol ester esterase activity; neurexin family protein binding; signaling receptor activity. The record is from RefSeq and is a predicted model, not a curated record. NCBI's taxonomy places the organism in Eukaryota, Metazoa, Chordata, Actinopteri, Moronidae. Gene Ontology annotation, cellular component: postsynaptic specialization membrane; synapse; cell surface.